AUGGCUGACCUCAGUGACGAGGGACUCGCCAAGUUGAAGCCAACCGCAAGGUUGAGCCCCAAGGCCAAGCGAGCCAUCAUAGUCGUGUCAGACAGCUCCACUGCACUCUGCAAGAAGAACAGGCGGGGAGUGUUCGUCAAGGCCGACUUGGAUGCGGAAGUGAACAUCGCAAGCUGGACGCUGGGAUGGGCACAGACUCGCUGCACUAUGUGUUGGGGUAAAACCUUGGCAUGGAUUGUCUGGCAGGUCGAGGAGCAUGUGAAGGAGCUCCGGAGCAACUAUCCGGACCACACCAUCGACGUGAUCUGCUGGUGGUGCGGGAACGAGAUCUCCGGCCAGUGGGGCUGCAUCCCCACGCGGCUAGGACCGGGACUCGCCUACAGAGAUCCCAAUGUCACAACGGAGACCGUCGCACGGAAAGUGAGAAGGGCAGCGGAUGUUUUAGCCGCCCUCGCGGGCGAGCCGGACAUUGGUUUUGUGAAGGUGAUUGGGCAGGUGGAGGCGGACUUGUUCCAACUCCACUCAGCCUACAACGACUUCAAUGCCGCUAUGUUCGAAGAGUUCAGGCAGCGCGGUCUGCAAGUGCAAACCGCGGGCUCCUUGGUCGAAAAGCUGGAAAUGUAUGACAGCUUUCACGCCAGUGAAGACCCUCGCAACCGCGAGUUAUUCCAGACCUACUUGCAUGCGACUUUCAAUGCAAGCAGGAGCGAAUGGCUUGCCCAGAAGAUGGCACCCUGUGUCAGGGCUUUGCUUGUUCGCUAUGAGCACUUUGAGACUGGCUCCGGUGCCAACAAUCCAGUGCUCGAGGAUGUCUUCAAGCAGUGGCGUGCGGAGAAGGACCAGCUUAUGAACCCGAAACAGGCAAAGCCAAUGCCGGUCACCCAGGAGGACAAGAUGUGGGAAGCCCCAGAUGCCGCUGACGCAACCGACGUCACUAAGAUCUCCGAGGGGCCACCCAUGGAUAAAGCCAUCCGCAAGGAUGUGCCAAGGAUCGGUGCAACCACUGAUGUUAGUGCUGUUGCGGAGUGCGUCAAUGACAUUGUCACCCAGGACGCAGAUGGUAAGGUGUCCUACAAUACCCCGGGCACGGUGGAACUGGUGGAUGAGGGCGACCAAGUCGACCCCAUCCCAUCAUCGAUUGGACGUGUUGUUGAGCCAGCGCCUCCGAAGAAGACUAAGAAGUCUGACCGAGACGAGGACGCCAUGCGAAGGCUCAUGUUCAUUGAUGAAAGCGCCCCGCAAGGGGCUGCCACUGUGCCAGAGCUUCCGAAUGAGUACUUCUACAACGGCAAGAAGCACUUGAUGAAGCCCUUCAAUCCGGAGGACAUUGUGGGAGACAGGCACCUGACAUUCAAACACGGAGACCUGAAGUUCCUCACCAAGCUGCUGCGUGGCCAUGAAAUGGACGACUUCCCUGCAUUGAUCUUUGACCGUGGGUGCUGGGCAGACGUUGACACUCUGCUCCAGGUCUUCAACACGGCACGGAACGCACGCUGGGGUGUGAGGCAGCUGCUACGCGCAGCGAAAGCCGAUAAUAAGGGACGGAUCAGACUUUUGGGCAUUGAUGUCCCCAUGAAGGACACCCUGGGUCAGCCGCUAUUCCCUGUCCGGGUGAGGAUGGCCCAAGGGCACAACUCCAAGCUCAUCGGCAAUAACCCGGACGCGGACUUCUUCCUCGCGACCAGGUUCUACAGCGGAUUGUCCGAGUACGAGGCCGACCUGCAGAGCAGCGUCAGGGGGGUCACUGUGCUCUCCCGCGAGGAUACCCCCCCGAAGCUCUUCCACCGCACGAAUGAAAAGGGAAUGAAGGGGAUCCUCCGCGAUGGUAUGAUCGCCGGCUCCGCGAGGUCAGACAGGUCCCACAACUACCUGUCCCCGUACAAGUUGGACGACACCCACUACAAGAGUGGAAUGCGAUCCAACCAGCCGAUCGAGCUGACGAUAGACACGCAGCGAGCAAUCGCCGCUGGAUGCGUUUUCUUCGUCACGGAGACCGACGGCGUCCUCACACGGGACAAUGUGCCUCCCGAUUGCGUGCUGUCCGCCAUCGACACCAGCAACAAGAACCUCCCGCUCUAUGUCGCCGAGCACAAAGAAGCCGCCCGCGAGGGUGAGCCAGAGCGCAUUUUCCGCGCCAAGCGCGACUAUGAGGAGGCCGCAGCAGCAAGCUCAUCAUCGGCACCGCCCCCAAAACAGGCGGCUAUCGCUCCCAAAGCGAUUACUUCAAAGAAGAUGCCGAAGGUGGUUCCCAAGCCCGCCGCAAUCGCCGAAAAAGACGAAAGCAUGGACUUGGAUGAAGCCACCCGCGAGGGUGAGCCUGCUGAUGCUGCUGUUGCAUUCGACCUUGACGAAACCAAGGUUGAGGUUGAGGUUGAAGUCGAUGAAGGCGAUACAACGGAUGCGGGUGAGGAUGAGCCUUACCCACUUGGCUCUCACCCAUGCCGCGAGUGCGCAGCAGUCGUUGCCAAUGGCAUGCUGUUCUGCCUCCGUUGCAAGGCUCCCCAGACGGAUGAUUCUAAGAAGAUCACAAAGCGAGUCUUUGAGAAUUCGAGACUUCGCCAGCGCCUUCUUGCCACCGCAGCGACCGGAGCCCAGAAGCCCAUCGAUGAUCUCCUUGCGAGUGACCUUCGAGGCCUGGGCGAGGGACCAAAGAAACGUGGUCAGAUGAGCGCAGAGGCUGCCGCCAUUCGUGACGCCAAAGACCGAAAGAUCAGGGCCGCCAAGUUGAACUUUGACACCGUGUCCGACCGCUUCGAGAAGGACGCGCAGUUCAACGUGAGGAUGAUGCAAGAGGGCCGCAACUUCGAGGACAUGCAGAAAUUCGAUCACCUGUCGAACGCUGUGCUUCCCGAUCCAGGACGCAGCGAGGAGCAGCGCUACUUGCGUGCCGGCUCCCAUAUGGUGGUGGCAACGAACUUGCGGUUUAUCGAUGAUACCGCGGAUGUCCCCAUCGGCUUGACCUACCUCGGCGCAUUCCUCCCUCCGCGACUUUAUGCUGAGGUGGCAGCAGUGAACGAUGCUGCGAAAAGGAUCCUGACUUUCGACGGCGAGGUCUAUGUGUCGGCUACCACAAUUGAAGGCAUCACAACUGAGAUCGGGCAGAUUCUUACCGAUAGCCUCCGUAGUGCUCAGAACCAGACAGACCAAACGGAACGUUUGGCAGAGCGCAAUCGCCAGGCCGCAGUCCAGAACCGCCCAUCCCAAAAGGGACGUGGUCGCACGACAGCACCUGAGCCAAUGUACAGAGGCUAUACUCAGGCCCAGUGGGACGAGUACUAUCGCCAGCGUCGUGGAGGUUACACUCAGGCCGAGUGGGAUGCAUGGAACCGCACCCAUAGGCGCUGA
Messenger RNA from Symbiodinium sp. CCMP2592, 3345 nucleotides. The record is from the annotation of a GenBank genome assembly. NCBI's taxonomy places the organism in Eukaryota, Dinophyceae, Suessiales, Symbiodiniaceae.